AUGUUAAUAUCCAAACCAGUAAAAAAUGUUUUCUUGAUGGGAGAAACAGGUAGUGGCAAAACAUCUUUUAUCAAUUUAAUUACCAAUUAUUGUAGAAAAGGAGAAUUGAGAAAACCAAAAAUAUCAAUUCCAACAAAAUUUCACAAAGCCACUGAAAAUUUUGAUCAUGAUGAAAAUGAUGUCACCGAUAGUAAAACAAGUAAAACAACAAAAUGUUUGUGUUACUCUUUUGAUAUGGGCGAUUUCAUUUUGAAUAUCAUUGAUAGCCCAGGGCUAAAUGAUACUAGAGGAAAAGAACAAGAUGAAAUUAAUAUUAAAUUGAUUUUAAAAACCAUUUCAGACUUGGGUCAAAUUUCUGCCAUUGUAGUUGUAGUAAAUGGAACCAAUCAAGAUUAA
Molecule: messenger RNA, 396 nt
Organism: Dictyostelium discoideum AX4
Lineage: Eukaryota; Evosea; Eumycetozoa; Dictyosteliales; Dictyosteliaceae
Exons: 2
Coding region: 1-396 (131 amino acids)
Source: RefSeq, a predicted model, not a curated record